This is a messenger RNA of Exophiala spinifera, 1470 nucleotides long. RefSeq lists its product as uncharacterized. Lineage: Eukaryota; Fungi; Ascomycota; Eurotiomycetes; Chaetothyriales; Herpotrichiellaceae. The transcript has a single exon. Bases 1 to 1470 code for a protein of 489 amino acids. The record is from RefSeq and is a predicted model, not a curated record.
AUGGAGACGCUGCCAGAGCUUGCAGCAAUGGAACAAUGUCCAGACGAGGUCCUUCUGAAAGUCUGUCGGCUUUUAGACUUCAAGAGCCUGGCAAGCUUCCGACUGACUACCAAACGCCAUGCUUCCAUCGGAGCAGAAGCUUUGGUCUCCAAAGUCCGUUUCCAUUGCAGUCAAGACUCUCUCCAGCGCCUGAAUGCACUUGCCACCCAUGAAGUCUUCCGCAAGAACGUUGAGACAGUGGUCUUUGAAGCAAACAUCCUAGCAAACAUUGGCUGCAUCCACUCCUAUUCCGCCCACUACGAACUGGAACACCACCGAGAUGAGAGGCCGCAGCCACCUCCAAGAGAUGCCACUGAUCGGGAGAAGAGACUGUUCGAACGCAACCUGGCCAAGUUCCAGAAAGAGAUUGAGAACAAAUAUGACCGCUACCGACAAGUUCUCAACGACCAACAGAACUUGAUCAAAGGCACCACCUACUCCGAGCUUCUCGGACCUAGCAUUCGCCGCUUUCCACGACUCACCAAAAUCGAGCUGAAUACCGUAGGAAGAUGCAAGCACGUCUUGUCAGAGAGAUUCCUCGAGACCUUUGCCGUUGAUUGCGCAAUGCCAAUUGAGGCUGACACCAAACACACAAAGGAGCAGCUCAAACAUCUCCUCUUCCCUCAUAACCGACCCCUGACCAAUCUCCACGAACUUGCAGUUCAUGUCAUGUCUCCAAAGUUCUUCGGUGGCUACAUGCCACGCGACAUGAUCUGUGCUGCCUUUAGUAACCUCAAAGUCAUUGAGCUGGGUCUUCGUCUUGAACGAGAUGAAGUCAUCGCCUGGGGCGACAUGCCUGCGGAGUCCUGCUAUGGGGACUUGCGCAAAGGACUUCUUCGAGAUGCCUUGUGUGCAGCUAAGGGUCUAGAAAAGCUUACCAUCAACUUUGAGGAUUACGGUUAUCAUGGCCCAUGUGCAGACCUGAAGACCGUUCUUGGAGACAAUUCUUGGCCCAAACUGCACUACCUGGACCUUGAUUGCUUGUCCACCACUUCGGACAACCUACUGGCCAUGUUGAAGCGUCAACCAUCCAUCCACACCUUCAAGGUCGGCUUUGUUACUCUAGAGCAGGGCUCUUGGAUUGAAGCGACUCGUCGGAUGCGGAAAGAAUUGAACCUUGCCUAUUUCUCUGCUCAAGGUAUCUUGGAGGACUCUGAACAAAUGUAUCCAAUGCACUUCAUCGAUUCGGAAGCCUAUGUGGAUAGCUUCGUGGAGAUGACUAUGUCCGACUCCCUUGAUGUCUAUGUCACUAGUCGCUACGGCUCGAACGAGGACGAUGGAGACGGCGACGACGACGAGGACCUGCAUCCACUCGAACAUGACGACUUCGGAGACCCAGAAGAACUUCGCAACGACUAUGGCCCAUUCUCCGAUGAGGACAGCGAGCUUAUUAACGAUUCGGACGACUCAGACAUGGAUUGCAGCGGUUGA